Monodelphis domestica (gray short-tailed opossum) is the source of this 1843-nucleotide messenger RNA. RefSeq names its product zDHHC palmitoyltransferase 19 (gene ZDHHC19). NCBI's taxonomy places the organism in Eukaryota, Metazoa, Chordata, Mammalia, Didelphimorphia, Didelphidae. Gene Ontology annotation, cellular component: Golgi apparatus; endoplasmic reticulum. Gene Ontology annotation, biological process: protein targeting to membrane; peptidyl-L-cysteine S-palmitoylation. The record is from RefSeq and is a predicted model, not a curated record. Gene Ontology annotation, molecular function: protein-cysteine S-palmitoyltransferase activity.
GAAUUCUGAAGGCAAGGGACAGACAGGUCCUGAGUAGCCAGCAGGGGGGAGAGAGCCCAGCAGCGGCUCUACUCUCCCCUGGGGGCACUGAGUGCCUGGUCAUGCACCCCAGGAGGGAGUCAGUGCCCCAGAGGAAUGAGCUUCACUCCUGGGCCCCAUCCAGCAUUUUUGCUGCCUUCAAUGUUAUGCUGUUGAUCACCAUCAGUGGUCUGUUCUUCUCCUUUCCUUGCAGAUGGCUUGCUCAGCAUGGUGACUGGGUGUCUCCUACUAUCAAUGGGUUCCUCUUUGUUCUCACUUUGGUCAGUCUUAUUUUUCUCAAUUUCUCUGACCCUGGCAUCCUCCACCGAGGCUCUGAGUGGCAGUGUCCACUGGCCAUCAAGGUGGUGUGGGUGAACAGGAGAGCCUUCCGCCUCCAAUGGUGCCAGAGGUGUCGCUAUCACCGUCCUCCCCGAACCUACCACUGUCCCAGGUGCAACAUCUGUGUGGAGGAUUUUGAUCACCAUUGCAAGUGGGUCAACAACUGCAUCGGCCAACGAAACUUCCGCUGCUUCUUGCUCCUGGUGGUCUCGCUCUGCCUCUACACGGGAGCCCUGCUCUGUUCCUGCUUGAUCUUCUUAAUCCGAACGUCUCAGCAGCCCUUCACCUUGGACAAGGCCUUUGCGGUCGUGGCGGCCAUCCCAGCCACCGCCUUCCUGCUCCCGCUGCUGCUGCUCCUGGGGACGCAAGCUCUGUCUGUGAGCUCGGCUGAGCGCUCUUACGAGGGCAAGUGCCAUUACCUGCAGGGUUAUAACCCCUUUGACCUGGGCUGUGUCAGCAACUGGUAUUUAACCCUUUGUGCACCGCUGGGACCUAAGUACAUGGCUGAUGCCGUCCAGCUGCAGAGGGUGGUGGAGCCGGACAGGACCCAAAAACCCAGAUUGUGUGCUUCUCACUGGCACUCUUGUCCCUUCCCCGUUCCUUACUGCCACGUGACCAAUGUGUCUUGCCCCUACUCUGUCCCCGUGCCCGGCAUCCACCCUACCGGUGGUGUGCCAGGCCUCUGCCCCACCAACAUGCCAGGCCCCCACCCUGCCAAUGUGCCAGGCUCUCACCCUGUUCCUGUUGCCCCUCCGCUCUUCCACAUGAAACUGUGGAGGUCAGGGAGAGGCCCAUUGGGGGGUGGGAAAGCAGCUUCUCUGCAAAAGGUAAGGAGCAAAGAGUGUGUGUGUGUGGGCAGGGGCAGGGAGGGCAGGCGGAGGCUGGGGAGGGGCCCUGAGGCUGAGGGCAGGAGUGGGGCACUCGGGCAUCAGACUUCACAAAGCAUGCUGAAUCACCCCAGGAUGCCAGGCUGCUCCGUAGAUUCCAGGGGCAAACUGGUCGCUUCAUCUCCCUUCCCAUGAAAAAGGACAAAAGUCCAAAAUACCUUCUGGGGUUAGCACCCUCCUGUCCAGGUUCACUCUGCCCCUUGUGGGGUGGGUCAAGGAAGCCCAGUGUAGAGGAGAGAGCCUCGCACUGGUGGCCAAGAGCCAUGGGUUCUAGCCCCAGCUCUCCUAUUUACUAGCUGUGUGAUCUUGGGUAAGUAACCUCCCCUCCCUGGAUCUUAAUUUCCUCAUGGCAAAAAAAGGCAGUGACCUCUUAAGGUCUCUUCUACCCUUUGCUCUCUGAAGGCAUCCUUGAGAUAGAAGAGCAGGAGGUCUUUCAGCUUUGCAUGUGUGUGUGUGUGUGUGUGUGUGUGUGUGAGAGAGAGAGAGGGGGGGGAGAGAAAGAGUGAGAGGAAGAGAGGGGGAAGAGAGAGAGAAGAAGAGGGGGGGAAGAGAGAGGAAGAGAGAGAGAGGGAGAGAGAGGAGAGGAAGAGAAGGGAGAA